Manis javanica (Malayan pangolin) is the source of this 4517-nucleotide messenger RNA. The record is from RefSeq and is a predicted model, not a curated record. Lineage: Eukaryota; Metazoa; Chordata; Mammalia; Pholidota; Manidae.
AGUAAAGGUUGUGAGGGCCUGAAGACAGAGAAACAGAAAGACCAAGGCUGAGAAAAAGCAGCCAGAGAGAUAACAAACAGAUCUGCAAGAGAUGCUGGCCCUUUACAAACACGGAGCUGUAAGCAGGGAGAAAGCAAGGGACACAGAGACUGAGAAAUAACAGUUACUAAUCCUUACCUAGUGGUUCCUGUGCACACUUCUAAAUGCCUCCUUUAAAUCUCCCUGUGAGGCAAAGGGAUUUUAUUAUACAUUUUCACAGAUGAGCAAACUGAUGCCCAGAGAGGUGAGGUGACUUGUCCAAGACCACACAGCCAAAAGUGGACGGAGCUGAAAUCAGAAUGCAGUCUGGUCCAAACACAGCUCCUCUCAAUCUCACAAGUCAGAAACACAGAGGAAAGCACAGAGAUACAGACUCUGAGAAAUGGGGAGAAAGACAAGAAUCAGAAAUGAUCAAAUAUGGAGAGGAAGGGCAAAGAAUGGAGGAAGCAAGGAACUGGAAGACCUGACAAAUGGAAACUCCCCAUUUGUCACCCCUCUCAUUAGAUGUUGCUUUGCCUUGCAAUUCUUCCCUUUGGGGUGGGGACAGCAUUCCCGGGCUUGGGGCCUCCCAACCUGGGACUGGACUUGACACUCCAACAUUCUGCUGACAGUAGCUUUCCUCAAUGAGCAGCAUCCCAAGAGUCAUUGAGCCUGAGUCAGGCAGAGUGUGAUGGCCCCCCAGCCAUGGGUGGAGGUGGCCUGGGAGGCCCUACCCUGGAUGGGGUCUCCCCAGGGCCAACCAGAAGCUGGGACAUGCUCUGCUGAGCAUGGGGCCGGCCAGGGUGAGGCUUAUAGGCGGUCCUACCAUGCAGCGUCAGCUCCUUAAUCCCCACGCUGUUACCACCACAGGCCAACCACAGAGUCUGCCCCAGGGCCCAGCCAGGGACACAGAGGCAGAGGGAGAGAAGGAGAAACUCAGAGGUCCUGAGAAAGAUGGAGAGACAUCAAAGAAAAACACAUGGAAAUCCUGAAAAAGAGACAGAUGGUAAUGGAGAGAGACAGAGUGAGCCAUACAGAGAAGAUAGAGAUAUGGAGAAAUAGGGAGAGUCAAGGACGUCCAGAGAGAAGGAAGACAGGGAGAUUCUAAAACAGAGAUUAAAAAGUAAGAGAGGAACAGAGAUGAAGAGAGAUCUGAGAGAAAAAGAAAAAGUGAACUAGACACAGCUUCAAGAGAUGAGACACACAGAAAGGAGGAGAGGCAGUCACAGGAUCCAGCAAAAGAUGGAGACUGAGAGAGUCUCAGCUAGAGAGAGACAGAAAGACAUAUCACAAUAUAGAGAGUCAUGUGUGCAUUCAUUCAACAAACAUUUAUCUAGUACCUAGUGUGCUGAGCACUGUUUUAGGCACUGGGGGUACGGAAGUGAACAAGAUAAAAUGCCUGCCUUGAAAAGACAGGGCCUGGCCCAGCAGGGUGGGGUGGCGGCCACAUGCUCACUGCUGAGUUAGUGCCCAAGAGCCAGGGCCCCACCCACAAGCCCUGCCACCCCAGGUUCCUGCACAAAGAAGGGCUGACAGGUAGGGAGACCCACGAUCAGACAUACAGAGACAGCGGUCGGCAGGCAGGCAAGGAAGCAUAGACAGAGACUAAGGUCAAGCUGGGAGAAGUAGAAAAAGACAGACAUCCUGAAAAGAGAAAGAAAAUGGACAUGAACCAAAGCAGAUGUGGAGAGUAAACAGGGAUAGACAGAAAGAGAGAGAGAGAUGAGCAGAAUCAGAGAAACACAGGCAAAGACUGAAAGAGACACUGAGAUGAAGCAAAGAUAGACAGACACAAGAGACAUGCCCAGAGACAAACCCAGUCCUACACUCUUCAUGCCGCCCCCCCAUCCCCACCCCCCAGCCUCUGAAAGUCCAGUCCUGGGCUAGGCACCUGGUGGAAGGCUGGAUCCAAACGCCAGGGGCAGUGGGAAGGUGGGUCACAUUUCUGAAGUUGGCUCCAAGCACUGACUCAGCCACAUCCUCUACCAGCCUGCACCCCCAGGGGCUGCCGGAGUGAAAUUAAGUUUGUCUGCCAUCAUGGCCUGGCCUCGGCUGGAGGGCCCAGUGAGGAGCCUGGGGGACUGGAGACCAGGUGUUGAGAAGUAUGUGCACAGGACAUUUGGAGGCAUCUGGGAGCCAGAGCAUUGGGAAUAGAGAUGGCAGAGUUCAGGGCAGGGCACAAGUAUGAAGGAGAUACAAGGGGUCAACAUGUAGAAGGCACCCAAGAGUUAUAAGGCUAGACACAGGAAUGCCAGCUGAUGGGCAACAGGAGGCAAGGGAACUCAAGUGAGCAUCCAGGAGACAGGUACAGCAUACAAGGCUCCAAGAGCAAUGGGCAUGGAGAUGACAAGGGCUCAGAUACAAGCCCCUAGGUAUCACAGGCACAGGGCACAGGAGUGCCAGGCUAAUGGGCAUGUCAGCAGGGGUGUUUUUAGAAGCAUAUUUAGAAGUCGGGAGUUCAUUUAGGAAUCAGAAGUACAGGAUACAGUGUUUUGGGGUCUUGGGCACAGACAGAGGUGGCCCGGGGAAUUGAGGGAUGCACAUCUACAGGCCAAAUAGGAUGGAUCCAAAGGUGCUAGGGAUCCAGGAAGGGUGCACCUGUGGGCCGGGUGUAUCGACCUGGAAGUGAUGGUGCACGGAGGUUGCCAAAUGGGACAGUCUGAGGCGGGCACAAAAGAGAUCAGGCAGAGCCAGGCACAACCGGGAAUGGGCUGAGAGGCGGGGUGGAGACCUUGGAUUGGGGAAUCUAAGGAAGGUGCAGCCUACAGACUCCCAUCCCGCCCACUCUGUUCUCUGCCUCUGCCUGCCUCUACUCCACCCAAGACCCCAAGGAGAUAAAAUAGAACUGAAGGGCACGGGCCUGGAAGAUGGGCAGCAUGGCGAUCCCGGGCCUCACAGCUCUGCUGUGGCUAUUCGUUCUGCUGGCGCUAGCCAGGUGGAGGUGGGGCACCAGGCAAACUCAGAGGAAGGGGGCCUUACCCCCGGGGCCCACGCCACUCCCGCUGCUGGGGAACCUGCUGCAGCUGGUGCCCCGACGCCUGGAUCGCACACUCAUGGAGGAGCGGGUCAGGAUCCCCGACCCGGACCCGCUGAGCACCGGCUCCGCGCAGCUGUCUGCCCGCUGGGGCCCGGUGUUCACAGUGCGGCUGGGCCCGCGCCCUGCAGUGGUGCUGUGUGGUUACGCCGCACUGCGGGACGCGUUAGUGCGGCAAGCGGACGCCUUCUCCGGCCGCGGGGCCAUGGCAGUCUUCGAACCCUUCACGCGCGGAAACGGUAUCGUUUUUUCCAACGGGCAGCGCUGGCGGACGCUGCGCAAUUUUACACUUGGGGCGCUUAAGGAGUUCGGGUUGGGGUCGCGGACCAUCGAGGAGCGCAUCCUAGAGGAGGCGGCUUGUCUGCUUGGCGAAUUGCAAGCCACUGUUGGAGCCCCGUUCGACCCCCAGCAACUACUACAUAAUGCUGUAUCUAAUGUUAUCUGUUCUGUGGUCUUUGGGAACCGCUAUGGCUAUGACGACCCGGAGUUCCUGAGGCUCCUAGACCUCUUCAGUGAUAACUUCCGCAUCAUGAGUUCCAGGUGGGGCGAGAUGUACAACAUUUUCCCCUCCCUCCUGAACUGGAUCCCUGGCCCACAUCAUCGAAUCUUCCAAAACUUUGAGGAGCUUCGUAUCUUCAUUUCUGAGCAAAUCCAGAGGCACCGGCAGACUCGGCAACCUGGGGAGCCCCGUGAUUUCAUCGACUGCUUCCUGGAUCAGAUGGAUAAGGAACAGAAGAAUCCAGAGAGCCAUUUCCAGGAGGAGACAUUGGUGAUGACUACACAUAACCUUUUCUUCGGUGGCACCGAGACCACCAGCAUCACCCUGCGCUCUGGGCUCCUCAUUCUGCUUAAGUACCCAGAGGUCACAGCCAAGAUGCAGGCUGAGCUGGACGCUGUGGUAGGUCGGAUGCGCACUCCAAGCCUGGCGGACCGUGAGCACCUGCCCUACACCAACGCUGUGCUGCAUGAGCUCCAGCGCUUCACCAGCGUGCUACCACUAGGGCUGCCUCGUGCCCUCACCCACAACACCCACCUGCAUGGCCACUUUCUCCCCAAGGGUACCUUCGUGAUUCCUCUGCUUGUGUCUGCACACCGGGACCCCAGCCAAUUCAAGGACCCAGAUUGCUUCAACCCCACCAACUUCCUGGAUGACAAGGGCAAGUUCCAGAGCAAUGAUGCCUUCAUGCCCUUUGCCCUAGGAAAGCGGAUGUGCCUGGGUGCAGGCCUAGCACGAUCAGAGAUCUUCCUCUUCUUCACAACCAUCCUCCAACGGUUCUGUCUGCUCCCUGUGGGGAGCCCUGCCAACAUUGACCUCACCCCACAAUGCACUGGCCUGGGCAACGUGCCCCCAGCCUUCCAGCUCCGCCUGGUGGCCCGCUGAGGUCAGGCUCACCUACCCUCUGCUCACUGGCUCUCAAACCUCCCUACCCUUUUGGUCAUUAAAGGCCCUGAAUUGCAGAUGAAG